AUGUAAUUAAGAAAUAGUCGAAAUAGGAAGAGUGUAGAUUACUAGGAAUCUCAAUUAAAAAGAUGUUUGGCUACUCAAAAAUCGGUGGGACAGAUUAAAUAAAAGCGAAGCCUUUCAAGAGAUUAUGAAAUUCAAAAAUCUCAUGUUUCCACCAAUCAUACAAACAAAAAAGCUAGUGAGAUAAUAAAACUAAAAGAUAUUCUGAAAUAGAAAGAUUUUAAUAAAUCUGAAUAGGAGAGCAAAGAAUUAAUUUAGAGUAACCCUUCCCCUUUUAAAAUUGAAUGUAGAACAAAUAAUUCUAGGUGUACUAAUUGCAACUGUAAGAAUGAAAUAGCAGAGGAUGAUUUAAUAUUAAAAUAGGAGAUACUAGGUCAUUUAGACAAAAUUCAUUAGAUAGUUUAAAAAAAUGAUAGGUUUCUGAGUCAUCGUUCAUAAUUAGAACUAAGAACAGAUAGCCUUUUAAAGAAGGAGAGAGCAAGCAUAGAUGGUAGGAUGAAAGAAAAUGAACAAGAAUUAAACUAGGAUAUUUUACGCAAUAGUAAAAAACAUAAUUUAAAUUAUAUCAUUGAAUAAUAACAGUAAUAAAUAUCAAAUAUGAAAUCUUAAUUGUCCAGUUAAGAAUAAAUGUAUAUAGAAAAGCAGUAAAAGUAUGAAUAAGACAUUUAAUAAUUGAAAAAUCAGAUUAUGUAAUUAUCAAAUGGAUUGGAGAAAAUGAAGGAGCAUUUUACUUACAAUCAAUUUAAAAAAUAGGAUAAUAGUAAUAAUAUUCAUCUAAAAAAAUGA
Molecule: messenger RNA, 783 nt
Organism: Paramecium tetraurelia
Lineage: Eukaryota; Ciliophora; Oligohymenophorea; Peniculida; Parameciidae
Exons: 2
Source: RefSeq, a predicted model, not a curated record